Molecule: messenger RNA, 1272 nt
Organism: Funneliformis mosseae
Lineage: Eukaryota; Fungi; Glomeromycota; Glomeromycetes; Glomerales; Glomeraceae
Source: the annotation of a GenBank genome assembly
AUGAAGUUCUCUUCUGCUCUCAUCGCUAUUUUCGCUACAUUUGUCUCUACAGUUUCAUCACAUACCACCAUAUCAUUUCCUCCACCAAGAGGACAUCCAUUAAAUGAAAAUGCAGCCGUCAAAGAUUUUCAAUGUAUCUCGGCACCAUUAAAUGGUGGUUCGGGAUGCGCCCCAAAAAAGUUUCCAUGUGGUGGUUACCCAAAAGAUAAAAAGAUCGUUACAACUUUUAAUGCCGGGGAAGUUUUUGAGGUCAAAUUUUUUAAUCAAAACUUUCCCGAAUUAAAAGAUGAGGAUAAACAAAAGGAUCAAGCAAGGCAUAACGGUGGAAUUUGUGAAUUCGCCUUAUCUUAUGACGGUGGUGAAUCUUAUACUGUCAUUGCCACUUAUAAAAAAACUUGUCCUGAUAUCUUUUUCGACGGUUGGAAGGUUAAGAUCCCAGAAAAUGCUCCUUCUUGUGAUGAUGCCGGGAAUUGUAUCUUUUCUUGGAGUUGGGUUAAUGCCUUAGGAAAUAGAGAAUUUUAUCAAAAUUGUGCUGAUAUUAAAAUCGUAGGAAAUGCCACCGAACCUUUACCUAUCAUUGAUAUUACAAGAGCAAAUUUACCUCCUCUUUUCGAGAAAAUUUUAACCCCUGAAGGUGAUGAUUCGAAUAAUGGUAAUGCUGUCGGUUCCGGUCCAAGAAAAGAAGAUGUUGAAGCUAAUUUGGCUUUAAAGAUUGGCAAUGGAAAGAAUCCAAAAGAUGAUGAAAAUCCCAAAGAACCCAAGGAAGACGAAAAUCCCAAAGAACCCAAGGAAGACGAAAAUCCCAAAGAACCCAAGGAAGACGAAAAUCCAAAAGAACCCAAGGAAGAUGAAAAUCCCAAAGAACCCAAGGAAGAUGAAAAUCCCAAAGAACCCAAGGAAGAUGAAAAUCCAAAAGAACCCAAGGAAGACGAAAAUCCCAAAGAACCCAAGGAAGAUGAAAAUCCAAAAGAACCCAAGGAAGAUGAAAAUCCCAAAGAACCCAAUGAAGACGAAAAUCCAAAAGAACCCAAGGAAGACGAAAAUCCAAAAGAACCUAAGGAAGAUGAAAAUCCCAAAGAACCUGACAACCCCAAAGGAAAUGAUGAAAUUCCAUGUAGCGAAAAUGGUAUAAUGGUCUGUGGUAAAGAAGGUGAAAGUGGUGAAUUCCUUACAUGUGAUAAUGGUAAAAUGGUUUCAAGAACUUGUCCCGGAGUACUAACAUGCAAGCAAAAUGGUAAAUCAAUCUUGUGUGAUUUUCCAAAUAGAAGAUAA